GGUUAGCAAGCACGUGUGCGUGCAAGCCUGCUGCUGGCCCGUUUUUAUAAUACGUACAGUAAAUGAGCUUAGCAAUGCGCAUCUUUUCUUUAUUCCAACUGCCAUGGCAUUUUUAGAUUAAAUCUCAUUUAACGCAAAUCUCUCUUCGGCAAAAAGAAAGAAAGGAAAGUACUUUUGUCCCACAACAAAAGCAGGUCACACUGCGCAUCAGUUGUUGUUACGUUGGUAUCAAUUACAAGCUGAUGUGUUUGCAUAGGACUGAUGACGCAGUAUGCCCAAACGCACGUUGCUGGUAUUUAUUUGACACUCCAGCGUGUUAGCUCGAAUGGCAAACGAUGGAUCUGACAGCACACAGAUUUUCUUGUAUGACAGAUACAUCAGUCAAUUCGAGGGAAAUAAAAUCAUGGAGAAUCAUCUGAAAACAAGUGAGCAUUUUUAUUCAUGCAAGGUUAAAUGGUUGGUAGACGAUUGAUAUUUUGUCCAAAUGAUGACAUUUUGACAAUGGAAUUUGGCAACCUUUCAAUAAAACACUUCAGCUGUCAUUUUAUGAACUAGAAUAAAUUGAAUAGACUACAAUAAAAUCGAUUGGAGAAGAAAAAAUAAAGACUACAACUAGAAUAGAAUAAUUAAAAAACAACAACAACAAGCUAUAAGAACACACAAAAAAAGGAAAUUAAAUUCAUUUGAACUGCUAGUGCUAAAAAAUAUUGCCAUUGUGCAUGUUUAACUGUCAGCGGCGCUGGUUUUGUUUUUGCGCACUUUUUCAUCUCUGCCGUACGGCCAUGGGGAGUUUUGCUAGCUUUGGCCCGCUGCUGGCCCGCCGCUGACGUAAACGGUAGCUUAGACAACGCCCGAGCGACAAUGCCCAGGUGCGCUGUCGGUCGGUGUCCCUCGCUGUUGACGAAAAGCAAAACAAACACGGGCCCAAUGACGUCACUGAUCGGGAUGAGAAGGGAUCUUGGGGAAGGAGCAGCCACUGGAGGUUCUCAAGACGUCGGCGCUCAACCACAUCCCAACAGUGGACAUCAAUUCAGCACUACCGCUGCGCCUCCCGCCUGCCGCCAUCCCCAUGGACCUGCGUGUGGAGCAGCAGCAGCGGCAGCGGCAGCAGCGGCAGCAGCAGCAGCAGCAGCAGCAGCAGCAGCAGCAUCAGCAGCAGCAGCAUCAGCAGCAGGUGUCCCCUCUGUCGCCACAGGCCGGCGGGGGCGUGGCCUCGGCCCCUGUCCGCGAGCAACAGCUGCAACAGGAGCUGCUUAGCCUGAAACAGAAGCAGCAAAUCCAGAGGCAGAUCCUCAUCGCCGAGUUCCAAAGGCAGCACGAGCAGCUUUCCCGGCAACACGAGGCUCAGCUCCAGGAGCACAUCAAGCAACAACAGGAGCUGUUGGCAAUCAAGCACCAACAGGAGCUGCUGGAGCACCAGAGGAAAAUGGAAAAUCAUCGUCUGGAGCAAGAGCUGGAGAAGCAGCAGCGUGAGCAGAAGCUGCAGCUGCUGAAGAACAAGGAAAGGGGGCAGGAGAGUGCCGUGGCGAGUACGGAGGUCAAGAUGCGUCUCCAGGAAUUUGUCCUCAACAAAAAAAAGGCCCUGGCUCAGCGGAGCCUCAACCAGGGUGGGAGCCUCAACCAGGGUGGCCCCCUCAGCGAUGCUCCCUAUUGGUACAGAAAAACUCAGCACAGCUCUCUUGACCAGAGCUCACCUCCACAGACUGUUAUGUCCACCUAUAAUCAUCCCGUGCUGGGCGUCUACAAUCCACGGGAUGACUUUCCACUUCGGAAAACAGCCUCCGAACCCAACUUGAAGCUGCGCUCCAGGCUGAAGCAGAAGGUCAGCGAGCGGAGGAGCAGUCCGCUCCUCCGUCGUCGAGACAGCCCCAUGGCCUCUGCAAAAAAACGCUCUCUCGACAUGGCAGAUUCGGCAUGCAGCAGUGCCCCGGGCUCGGGCCCGAGCUCCCCGAACAACAGUUCCAACAACAUCCCCAAUGAAAACGGCAUCAGCGCGUCAGUCGCCAACAGCAAAGAGGCGCCCAUGAGCCAGAGGGUGUGCAGUGGUGCCGAGCGAGGCUCCAUUAGCCAACUAUCACUCUACACUUCGCCCUCCUUACCAAACAUCACCCUGGGCUUGCCCGCCACUGCUACCGCCACCGCCGCAUCCAAUGUGACGUCUGCUCAACAAGAUGGCAGUUUGCAGCCAGCGCUCUCCCUCAGCCCGCCGUUCCUCUCAGGUGGCCACUUGACACCCUACUUGGCUGAAGCGGCAGCAGGGACAGGCGGCCACAGUCCGCUGCUGCAACACAUGGUACUGAUGGACCAGACUCCUGCACAGAGCCCCCUGGUGACAGGUGUGAGCGGCUUGUCCAUGUCGCCGGCAGCCUCCAUGGCCAAGCUGCAGCGCCAGCAUCGACCUCUGGGUCGCACCCAGUCGGCGCCGCUGCCUCAAGGGAGCGCCGCUCAAGCCCAUGCCCAGGCGCUGGCGCUACAGCAGCUGGUGGUCCAGCAGCAGCACCAACAGUUCCUGGAGAAGCACAAGCAGCAGCAGCAGCAGCAACAGCAGCAACAGCAGCAACAGCUUCACUUCAACAAAUUGAUAGCCAAGCCCGGCGAGUCGCCCGUGGGCCGCCAGCACCAGAGCCACCCGGAGGAAACGGAGGAGGAGCUGAGAGAGCACCAAGAUGUCGGCGCGCUACCGCUGGGGAUCACCAUCAAGCAGGAGCCUCCCGAGCAGCUGGAGCUCCAGGAGGAAGCAGCCUUGCACCAGCACCGGGAGAGGCAGGCGGAGCAGGAGCUUCUCUUCAGACAGCAGGCCUUGUUGUUGGAGCAGCAGCGCAUUCACCAGCUGAGAAACUAUCAGGCUUCCAUGGAAGCUGCCGGACUGUCUAUCUCCUUCCCAGGCCACCGUCCUCUAUCGAGGGCUCAGUCGUCCCCAGCUUCAGCCUCCCCGUUCUCCAUUAGCGUCCCGCAGUCCGAUCCGCCCACCAAGCCUCGUUUUACCACAGGUCUGGUGUACGAUUCUCUAAUGCAGAAGCACCAGUGCAUGUGCGGCAACACAAACAGUCACCCGGAGCACGCGGGGCGGAUCCAGAGCAUCUGGUCCCGCUUGCAAGAAACUGGACUCAGGGCUCAGUGCGAGUGCAUCCGUGGGAGGAAGGCCACUCUGGAAGAACUGCAGACGGUCCACUCGGAAGCCCACGUCCUUCUGUACGGAACCAACCCUCUCAGACAGAAACUUGAUUGUUCGGUCACGCCCAUGUUUGUGCGGCUACCGUGUGGCGGGGUGGGCGUGGACAGUGACACCAUCUGGAACGAAGUCCACUCCUCCAGCGCAGCUCGCCUCGCCGUCGGCUCUGUUGUGGAGCUGGUCUUCAAAGUGGCCACCGGGGAGCUGAAGAAUGGUUUCGCUGUGGUGCGACCUCCAGGACACCACGCCGAGGAAAGCACUCCCAUGGGCUUCUGCUACUUUAACUCUGUGGCCAUCGCUGCCAAACUGCUGCAGCAGAGACUCAACAUCAGCAGGAUCCUCAUCGUCGACUGGGAUGUUCACCACGGCAACGGCACCCAGCAGGCCUUCUACGAUGACCCCAAUGUUCUGUACCUAUCUAUUCAUCGCUACGAUGAUGGCAAUUUCUUCCCCGGUAGUGGCGCACCUGAGGAGGUGGGAAGUGGCCCAGGGGUCGGCUUCAACGUCAACGUGGCUUUCACCGGGGGGCUCGACCCACCCAUCGGAGAUGUCGAGUACCUGGCUGCCUUCAGGUCGGUGGUGAUGCCCAUCGCCAAUGAGUUUGCUCCGGAUAUCGUGCUAGUGUCCUCCGGCUUUGACGCAGUGGAAGGACACCCUCCACCUCUUGGAGGCUACAUGCUGACAUCCAAAUGUUUUGGCUUUCUGACCCGCCAGCUGAUGAGCCUUGCCGGAGGCAGGUUGGUCCUGGCUCUGGAAGGGGGUCAUGAUCUCACGGCCAUCUGUGACGCCUCAGAGGCCUGCGUCGCUGCCUUGCUGGGACAGGAGUUGGACCCACUACCCAAGGCUGUGCUGGAGAACAGGCCCAACGCUAAUGUGGUGCGCUCUCUGGAGAAGGUCCUCGAGACACACUGUAAAUAUUGGCGCUCGGUAUGUCACCAUUUGCCACAGCUGGGGCUCUCGCUUCUAGAAACCAAACGCGGUGACUCGGAGGAGGCCGAGGCCGUCAGUGCCAUGGCCUCUCUGUCGGUGGCCAACACCAACGUUGUGGAUCACAGACCAGAGGAGGAACCAAUGGAAGAGGAGGAGCCAUUGUAACCAGGUGGGGAUACGUAGCAGUGUCACGCUGUUAGCAUUGACCUCUUUGAGCCGAGGACACCUCUUUGAGCGGCCGGCAAGGAGUCUCGACUCAUCCCGUCAUUUAGUCCCCCCUGACACCGAUUGAUUGGCGGAGGGACAAGCCUCGGAGCAGGGAGCCAAUCAGGAGACAGAGGACUGAGAUGGGGGGGGGG
Syngnathus typhle (broad-nosed pipefish) is the source of this 4461-nucleotide messenger RNA. RefSeq names its product histone deacetylase 4-like. The transcript has 26 exons. The record is from RefSeq and is a predicted model, not a curated record. The coding region runs from base 1070 to 4267 and encodes 1065 amino acids. Gene Ontology annotation, biological process: negative regulation of transcription by RNA polymerase II; chromatin organization. NCBI's taxonomy places the organism in Eukaryota, Metazoa, Chordata, Actinopteri, Syngnathiformes, Syngnathidae. Gene Ontology annotation, cellular component: histone deacetylase complex. Gene Ontology annotation, molecular function: histone deacetylase activity.